AGUGUCUAUGAGGACAACUGAAAGAAUUUUGUUUUUUUUUUUUGGGCCGUGGCUCCAACUGCCCACAGGAGCAAGUGAGACGGCAGUAGACAGAGUGCGACAGAGAGAGGGCGAUACAGAUGUGCGAGCGGCGGAAUCCGGACUCCGGGGGGUUGAGACGGUGAAGGUGAGCAGGUGAAGGUGCCCAGAAGGACGCAGGACGACGAAGAGGACCAUGGAUUGGACCCGGUGGCAAAUGGCCAGAGAAAGAGCUGGCAACCCUGGACAAGUCAGGAACAACCCUGGGCGCAAGGAUUGCGAUCGCGAGACCCGAUUGGAGUGUUUGCCCAUUUGAUUCGUUGCGGCUUCACACGUAGGUUCUAUCAGUCAGCCAGUCAGUCAGUCAGUCAAUCAGUCAGUCAGUCAGUCAGUCACCCACUCAAUAAAUCAAUCGUGCCACAGUGCUCGAUUGUCGUUGUCCCCCUCAAAUCAUCAUCAGUUGAAAACAGAAAUACAAUAGCAAGCGAUCAAGACAUGCACAUUACUGUAAAUACUCAAAACUAGUUUCAUAAACAAAAAACCAAGGAAAUAUACAAAAACCCGAAAACCAAAAAGUAAAUAUAAAAAAGUGCAGUGUUCAGUGUUCGACGACAAAGGGAAAAAGAGACGGCAGAGGAAAAUCGAGUGGGGAAAAACCGAAAAGUGAGAGGGCGGCCGAGGGCUGCCCCGCAACAACUGAAAAACCAAAAAAAAAAUCGACAACCUACAAAUCAACAAUAACAACAACAACAGCAUAACGCCCCCAACACUGCCAAUGCCAUUGCCAUUAUCAAGAACAACGUUCGUUCAUCAUCGUUCGUUUAGAUUUGACACAAGGUACUAUCACGCAAACUAAAGCCACAUCUUGUUGCGGACACCGUUAAGCAGUAUAUAAGUCGGGCCCAACGCACAACCAAAAAGGGUUCUCAAGAGCAGCAAAAUAUGGAGUUUUUACGCGGCGUCUAUGCGUUUAUGCAAGUGAGUAGAUCAUCGGUGUCUCAUGUCAAAAUCGAUUCACCUGUUUUUCGCCUGCACACCAACGCAACGGUUAUAUUACUGAUCACAUUCUCGAUUGCUGUGACGACGCGGCAGUACGUAGGAAAUCCCAUAGACUGUGUACAUACAAGAGACAUUCCCGAAGAUGUUCUCAACACAUAUUGUUGGAUACACUCAACGUAUACAGUGGUCGAUGCGUUUAUGAAGAAGCAAGGUUCCGAGGUGCCUUUUCCCGGAGUUCACAAUUCACAGGGCCGCGGGCCUCUAACAAUAAAGCACACAAAAUAUUAUCAAUGGGUAGCGUUUACACUAUUUUUUCAGGCAAUCUUAUUUUAUACACCAAGAUGGCUGUGGAAAUCUUGGGAGGGUGGCAAGAUUCAUGCGCUCAUCAUGGACUUAGACAUAGGCAUUUGUUCCGAAGCCGAGAAAAAACAAAAAAAGAAAUUACUUUUAGAUUAUUUGUGGGAAAAUUUAAGAUAUCACAAUUGGUGGGCGUACAGAUAUUACGUGUGUGAGCUGCUCGCCCUUAUAAAUGUGAUAGGUCAAAUGUUUCUUAUGAAUCGAUUUUUCGAUGGCGAAUUUAUGACAUUUGGCCUGGAUGUGAUAGAUUAUAUGGAGACCGAUCAGGAAGAUCGCAUGGAUCCGAUGAUUUACAUAUUUCCCAGAAUGACCAAAUGUACAUUUUUUAAAUACGGUUCAAGUGGGGAGGUGGAGAAACACGACGCCAUUUGCAUUUUACCAUUAAACGUUGUUAAUGAGAAGAUUUACAUUUUCCUUUGGUUUUGGUUUAUAUUAUUAACGUUUCUCACAUUAUUAACGCUAAUAUACAGGGUGGUUAUUAUAUUCUCUCCUCGGAUGAGGGUCUACUUAUUUCGUAUGCGAUUUAGGUUAGUGCGUCGUGACGCUAUUGAAAUAAUCGUUCGUCGUUCGAAGAUGGGCGAUUGGUUUUUGUUGUAUUUACUAGGUGAAAACAUAGAUACAGUUAUAUUUCGUGAUGUUGUACAGGACUUAGCGAAUCGUUUAGGACAUAACCAACACCACAGGGUGCCUGGCUUGAAAGGUGAAAUACAGGAUGCAUGAUAUUGGGAGUAUUAGAAGCAAUACAAAAUGCAAUUUGUCGUCUCCAUUUGAAAACCAUCGAAAUCAACAACAAUAAGUGUCAGAACAACGACUCGAAAAACAAGACUAAGAAAUGAAAAUUACAACCACAAAGGAAUCUAGAGAUCUUCGCAGCAGCCGCUUCAUAAACAAACUCAAAACUCAACACACACACCGCUAAAAAAUCUUUAAAAAACGUAUCUCAAAAAUACAACCAAAAAAACUAUCGUCAGCUCGCAGUCAGUCAUCAAAAAUCAGCAUUAAAUCAGCUCAGCCAUGGAGACCACGAUCGAUAGUCGAUAGUCGAUACAGCAGGAAAAGCACACAUCCAAAAACCACAGGAGAAAUGAACAGGAAAUAAAUGGAAGCGGAAUGAAAGCAGGGAGAAAUAUGGAAAAAAUAGGAAAACAUCAACAGCCACGCAACGAAAGGAAUUUUAAGUAAAUAAAAAAAUCAAAUUAACGAGAAAAUCGAUAAACGAUAAUGGACAGAGGAUAACAAUCGAGGAAGACAGGAUCGCCAGGCCGGUGGCAAGUAGCGCCUGCCGUCGGCCAGGGGUCACAAGGUCACAAGGUCACUACGUCACAAGGGAUCGCCUGGGAAAUCAGAGUCAGCGAUCAGCGACCCAUAGAAAAGUUGCCCCAAGGACAAGGUCAAAGUGUGAGGAAACGGAAACGGAAGCCACAGACAGACACACACACAUACACACACACACGACGUUACAUACACAUAACCACGCUUACAGCGACAUCACUCAUACGCCCCGUAGAACACACACACACAUCGCACUUUGCUUGUCAUGCAGCGUUAACUAAACCAAACAUCAACAAAGUCGAGACGACGCCCGCGGAAAAUUGCAUUUCUGUAUUAACCCAAUAAAAAAGAAUGAAAAAUCGAAGAUCAGCAUCACUUUCACCGAGGAGAAGCACAGGAAACGAGAUGCUACAGCCACAACAUCUGAGGUAAAACAACAACAAAAGCAAGAGACGAAGAGCAGCAAAUGAAAGUCAAGAAAAUCGCAGAAGGAAGAGGAGGAAAUCGCAGAGAAGAGCAACAGUUUAAUUAAAUUAAAUUCAAUUCAAUUAAAUUACUUAUUACAAUGAUAUCUUGAAGUGUUCAUGUAUUCGAAUGUAGGUUAACUAAGUCAAGCAUACAAAUAAUUCUAUACAUAUAUGUAUAAUAUAUAUAUUAUAUAUAUAUAUAGACAACAACAAACAUUUUUUUUUCUAACUCUAAGCAUUUGUAUUACCCGCUAAACAAAUGAACAAAACAAAAC
Molecule: messenger RNA, 3388 nt
Organism: Drosophila takahashii
Lineage: Eukaryota; Metazoa; Arthropoda; Insecta; Diptera; Drosophilidae
Gene: shakB
Product: shaking B
Cellular component (GO): gap junction; plasma membrane
Molecular function (GO): gap junction channel activity
Source: RefSeq, a predicted model, not a curated record